AUGACAGUCACAUAUGACUCUCCCUCCCGGGGAACAACCAACACAUCAAUGGCCACCCUCGAAGAUCGUUUUCAGGUGAUGAAGGAAGUCGGCGAUGGUAGCUUUGGUAGCGUGGCGCUUGCACGCGUACGAACUGCCGGGUCCCAUAUCGCGCGCCGAGGAACAAUGGUCGCUAUCAAAACAAUGAAGAAGACAUUUGAUUCCUUACAACCAUGUCUAGAGUUGCGCGAGGUCAUCUUCUUGCGCACAUUGCCGGUGCACCCACACCUGGUCCCGGCUCUUGAUAUCUUCCUCGACCCCAUGUCUCGCAAACUCCACAUCUGUAUGGAGUACAUGGAUGGUAACCUGUACCAAUUGAUGAAGGCCCGCGACCACAAGUAUUUCGAAGGAAAGCACGUCAAGGGUAUCUUGUAUCAAAUCCUGUCCGGACUGGACCACAUCCACGCCCAUCACUUCUUCCACCGCGAUAUCAAACCCGAGAACAUCCUUGUCUCAACCUCCGCCCCUAACGACUCGACUUUCAGCCGCUACUCCAACCUUGUCACCCCUCCAUCUACCCCUCCAACAUACACCGUGAAGAUUGCCGACUUUGGUCUCGCCCGUGAGACUCACUCCAAGCAACCUUACACCACAUACGUUUCAACUCGCUGGUAUCGGGCACCGGAAGUCCUUCUCCGCGCAGGAGAGUACUCUGCCCCGGUUGAUAUGUGGGCUGUGGGUGCCAUGGCUGUGGAGGUCGCGACCCUGAAGCCUCUGUUCCCUGGAGGCAACGAGGUUGAUCAGGUUUGGCGUGUCUGCGAAAUCAUGGGUAGCCCUGGCAACUGGUACAGCAAGUCUGGUGCCAAGAUCGGCGGUGGUGAAUGGCGCGAGGGAUCGCGAUUGGCUCACAAGUUGGGCUUCACUUUCCCAAAGAUGGCGCCCCAUGCGAUGGACACUGUCCUUCCACAGCCUCAAUGGCCCGCUGCUUUUGCUGAGUUCGUGACCUGGUGUCUGAUGUGGGAUCCUAAGAACAGACCCACAUCAACCCAAGCGUUGAACCAUGAGUACUUUGCCGAUGCCGUCGAUCCUUUGCGUCCCAAGUCCUCAACUUCAACAAGGCUGCUUGGCCGCAAGCCCUCCGACCGAAGCUUCAAAUCCCCGACCCUUACCCCCCACGACUCUCCUACUCUCUCUACCAAGCCCUCGUGGUUCCGCAGAUCUUUGAUCGGCCGUUCUGAAAGCCCCGUUCCUUCCGAAAAUGAUAGUCCCAUCAGACCCCCAGUUGUCACUCACCACACCGUUCCCGAAAUCCAGCCGGUUAAGGCUCGCCCUUCCAAUGCUAAGCGAGCUACGUGGGCCAACGGUGCUCCGAUGCCCAUUCUGCCUUCGAUCCGCCCUGUUUCUCCACUCUCAGCUUCCGUCACUGCGCAAGCUAACUCGACUGUCGCGCACAGUGACACAUUACAGGUUGAGUCUGAAGCUAGCAAGGCCAGCAAGAAGAUUGGCCGCCAAUUGUCUGUCAACUCCAACGGCAACCACUACUCCGAUGCAAACCGCCUGGAGGCCGAGCGGAUGCUAAAUGGUUCUGGAAGCACUACACCUACUACCAAGGAGAGCUUCUUCUCGCACUUGCGCAAGCGUGCCCGCAGACUCUCCGGUCGCAACCAAGCCGCUGUUGCCGCUGAUGAUGUCGAGGCCAAUGCUGGGUGCAUUCCAUGGUCCAACCGGUCUUCCAUGGCCAUUGACGGUGCCAACAUUGCUGACGCCAAGCAGCAACACUCUGAUCUGAGCGAGCUUGAUAAGGCGCUUCAGGGGGUGAAGUACGCGCUGGACUCAUCUAGUCUCAGCAACGUGCCUGUGCAUUUGAACUCUGAUGCCAGUAGCAUUACCAAACGCCAGUCUAUGCCUCAGACUACUGGCGCCAACCCUGGGCCCAUCUCCAGCCGCACUCGACGGGCAUUGCAAAUGACUAGCCAUCCCGUUCAUCGUUACGAGACGCCCGAGGAGGAAGAUGAGCUUCUGGACGAGGUCUUGCACUCGGCCAGUAAGGCUGCCCGUCGCUUGGCUCAGACUCAGUCCAUGACUUCUCAGCCUCGUGCUUUGCCAAGCCCAUAUCCCACGCCCUCGCCUACAGCAGCCCACCGUGAAAGCUACUUUGACACACCUGACAGCCACAUCGCCAAGCCUGAUAACAUCACUUCGAACCGGCAAUGGCCCACACCUCCCUACGAGGAGUCUGAGUGGAAUCACAAGGCAUCUUCUCACUACACCCCUUCCGGAUCGAACUAUAUCUAA
Messenger RNA from Penicillium verhagenii, 2274 nucleotides. Its product is annotated as serine/threonine-protein kinase. The transcript has 2 exons. Lineage: Eukaryota; Fungi; Ascomycota; Eurotiomycetes; Eurotiales; Aspergillaceae. The record is from RefSeq and is a predicted model, not a curated record. Gene Ontology annotation, cellular component: nucleus; cytoplasm. Gene Ontology annotation, molecular function: protein serine/threonine kinase activity; ATP binding. Bases 1 to 2274 code for a protein of 757 amino acids. Gene Ontology annotation, biological process: protein phosphorylation; intracellular signal transduction.